Molecule: messenger RNA, 2367 nt
Organism: Menidia menidia (Atlantic silverside)
Lineage: Eukaryota; Metazoa; Chordata; Actinopteri; Atheriniformes; Atherinopsidae
Source: the annotation of a GenBank genome assembly
AUGGAUUCUCAGUCUGAAAUGGAUCUCUCCUGUCCUGUCUGCCAUGACGUAUUCAAAGACCCUGUUAUCCUGCUGUGCAGCCACAGCUUCUGUAAGGACUGUCUGCAGAGAUGGUGGUCUGAGAACCAAAUCCACAAAUGUCCUCUUUGUCAAAGUUUGUGUUGGAUCAAACAUCCCCCCUCUAACUUGGCGUUAAAGAACCUGUGUGAGUCUUUCCUGCUUAAAAGUGCGCAGAAGGCUCCUGCGGGGCCUGAUCUUCUCUGCCCUCUGCACAACGAGAAACUCAAACUCUUCUGUCUGGACCAUCAGCAGCCUUUGUGCGUCAUCUGUCGAGAUUCAAAAGCACACAACAACCACAGAUUCAGACCCGUCGAUGAAGCUGCGAAGGACCACCGGGAGGAACUCCUCAAAAGCCUGAAACCCUUAAAGGACAAACUGGCAGUCUUGAAAAAAGUGAAAGGUAACUUUGAACAAACAGCCAAACACAUCAAGGAAAAGGCUGAAAUGACAAAGAGUAAGAUCAAGAAGCAGUUUCAGAGGUUUCACCAGUUUUUGAAAGAGGAAGAGGAGGCUCAAAUCGCUGCUGUGAGUCAGGAAGAAGAGGAGAAAGGUAAAGCAGCGAGGAAAAAGAUUGAGACUCUGAGCAGACAGAUCGCAGAAACAUCGGAAACCAUCAGAGCCACAGAGGAGGAGCUGAGAGCCGCAGACGGAAAGAUGUCCUCUCUGUCAGAGAAAGAUCUCUCCUGCACCCUCUGCCACGAGGUGUUCAGGGACCCCGUGGAUCUGGAGUGCGGCCACAGCUUCUGCAAAGACUGUCUGAAGGAGUGGUGGUCCGCCAAACCGAUCCACAAAUGCCCCCUCUGUAAGGAGAUAUCUCUGUUAAAGGAGCCCGGCUGCAACCUGGAGCUGAAGAAACAGUGCCAGACCUUCCUGGAGGGGCGGGGCCGGAAAGCCCCCGCGGGGUCCGAGCCUCUCUGCGCCGAUCACGCCGAGAAAUUCAAACUCUUCUGUCUGGACCACCGGCAGCCUUUGUGCGUCGUCUGCCGGGAUUCGAAAGCGCACAGCGGCCACAGAUUCAGACCCGUCAACGAAGCCGCGCAGGACCACCGGGAGGAGCUCCUCCAAAGCCUCAAACCCUUACAGGACAAACUGAACCUGCUAGUCCGGGUGAAGAGAGACUUUGAUGAACAGGCGGAGCACGUGGAGCUCCGGGCCCAGCGCGUGAGCAGCGAGAUCAAGGAGAUGUUUGACAGCCUCCGUCAGUUUCUGAGAGACGAGGAGGAGGCCCGGCAGAGUGUCCUGGAAAAGGAGCGAAAGCAGAAAAGUUGCACCAUAAGAGAAAAGUCCAAGAGUCUGAGCAGGGACAUCGCUGCCCUCUCUGAGAUAAUCGAAGCCACGGAGGAGGAGCUGAGAGCCGCGGACGACGCAGAGUCGCCGGUCAAACCUCUCCGGGUUGUCGCGGAGCCGCUGCCUUUGUCCAGACGUCACGCUGGUCAGAUCCUCGGACAGGCUGAGCACCGGAUGAGCCGUGUUGGGAUCCAGAAUGACGGGAGAGCAGGACACCAGCUUCAUCGCCUUUUUCCAGACGUUGAAGCUGAGAUUUCCCAGAUGUUUGGCAUGGUCUAUCAGAGCCCCCGGGGCCGGCGGAGGGUCAUCCUUCAGGGGGAGCUGCUGGACUCUCUGGACAGCAGCUUCGUAGCCCUGCAGGAAGGAGACGUCCGCGGCUCUCAGCUCCUCCUCCGUGAGCGUGACCGCUUCAGAAAGACCUGCCAUGUCCCGGUCCAGCUCCUCAACCUUCUCCCUCAGCAUCCGCUUCUUCUGCUCUUCCUCCUCCCUCAGAACAGCCAUCCUGAACUCCUCUUCCUCGUUCAGGAACUGGCGAAGCGCGCGGCUAUCCGCCGUGUGCUGCACCUGCAGCUGAAGGUGCUCUGCUGUUCGGUCACAGUUAGCUUUUGCCUGUCGAAACAGCCGGAGUCCGUCCUGGAGAGGCUUCAGGCGCCUCUGCAGCUCCUCCCUGCGGUCCUGCGCGGCCUCGUAGACGGGUCGGAAUCUGUGGCCGUCGUGCGCUUUGGAGUCCCGACAGACGAGACACACGGGCCGCUGGUGGUCCAGACAGAAGAGUUUGAGUUUCUCGGCGUGCAGGCUGCAGACGGCCUCAGACUCGUCGCAAUCGCUCCGGGUUUUCCUCGACGGUUCGGCUCCUGCUCCCCGCUGUUUUCGCCCUGCUUGGCCAGCCUCAGCUUCUCCGCGAUCAUGGCCACGGCCGCGAUGAACUGGUCGCCGUGGGAGACGCCCGUCGGGGGGCUGCUGCUGCUGCCGCGCCGGCUGACCGGCGUCUUCCCCCUGCGGCUCUUCCUCUCCACGUAG